GUGCUUCCCAAGCGGCAUCAGGCUGGUCUGCCACCGCUUUGCGCUGUUUUAAUCUCUUGGGGUCUCCUUGAAGUGUUCCAGUCAUGGCUUCCAAAGUCAUACCUUGGUAUAAGAAGAAGCACACAGGCGAAGUCAAAACCGAUUAUGCUUGUCAAUGUUGUGUCAAGUACCAGCAGCAGCUGCAGCAAAUACAGAGGAAAUCCAGCUCUAAAUUUGUGAGCCAGGUUCAGGCCAAGGCCACAGAGGCUAUGGCAGAACAAGUCUAUACCAUACCGGUGUUCCGGCACAGGUGUGCUUCGGAAGUUGAGGAGCACCAGAGGGUGGUCACACAUGUUGAGAAAGGACUGGCUGUGAUUCAGGAGGAGCUGCACAGAAUGAGGAUAGCCACAAAGGUUCAUGUGGAGAGUUUGGAGAUCCAGAGAGAGGUUAGGAGCAUGAUGACCAGGAGGUUGGAUUUGUUGGACGAUAUCCCCAAGAUGCCGGACUUCGUGUUGGCUCUGAGGCCCCACACCGUGUGGGAGAAGACUCCAGUGAAGCUGUUCUGCACUGUGCAGGGAAACCCAAGGCCUGUCGUCAAAUGGUAUAAAGGAGGAGUGCCAGUCGACCCACUGAGCGCCCCUGGAAAGUACAGGAUUGAAAACAAGUAUGGAGUCCACAGUUUGAUCAUAAGCAGGUGUGUGGUGAGUGAUACUGCCGAGUACAGUGUUAUGGCAACCAACCAACAUGGCACGGCCUCCAGCAUGGCCACAGUUACUGUCAAGAGACCACCAGGACCUGGGGAGUCCUGCUUGCUUGGUCUAGUUCCUCAUUUGACUGAACUCCAUGCCAGUAAGCUGGAGGUGGCUCUGCUCGACCGCUUCCGCGUCAGCUUCGGCGUGGAAGGCCACUCCAUCAGCCUGGUGUGUACCAUGGUGGUCGUCCCUGACCUCCCCAAUGUACCACCCUAUGUCCAGUGGUACAGAGACGAUAAACUGCUGAAAUCAAGUAAACUGGUGGAGAUGGCGGUGGGUGGAGGUGCAGCCCGCCUGACGCUGCCCCACCUGGCCAAGGACGAUGAGGGUCUCUACACCCUCCGCAUCUUUACAAAGGACGGCACGGCUGAGCACAGUGCCUACCUGUUUGUCUCCGAUGCCGCUCCCUCUGCACCCGGGGCCCCUGGCGCACCAAUGAGCGUAAAAGCAUAUGACAUCAACUCAGACUAUGUCCUUGUUGCUUGGAAACCCCCCAACACUGUCAACGAGGCGCCAAUCACCGGAUACUUUGUGGAUCGGUGUGAGGCCGGCAGCGACGCCUGGGUCCAGUGCAACGAUUCUCCAGUGAAGGUGUGUAAAUACCCGGUGCACGGCUUGAGCGUGGGCCGCUCCUACCACUUCCGGGUCAGAGCCGUGAACAGCGCCGGCAUCAGCAGGCCAUCCCGCAAGUCGGACAAGGUGACCGCUCUGGAUGCUGCCGAGAGCGAGAGGCUGCAAGUGAUUAAAAUUGAGGGGAAAUACGACAUAGUGAUCAAGGAUGAUGAUCUGGAAGGUUAUGUAACUCUCCCCGCGGAGCCCACCAACGUGCAUGCAUCUGAGAUUUUCAAAUCAUACGUGGUGUUGAGCUGGAAUCCUCCCAGCCCUCGCGGACGAGCGCCGCUGUGGUACGUCGUCGAGAAGUGCUUAGCAGGCACUGGAGCGUGGCAGCGGAUCAACACCGCAGUCAAACUGCACUCACCGCGUUAUCCAGUUUUCGAUUUGCAAGACGGGCAAAAGUACCAGUUCCGAGUGUAUUCGGUGAACAUGUACGGCUCCAGUGAGGCCUCGGCGCCUUCUGAGCCCGUCCAGAAGGUUGAUGAGGAUGGUGUCCCCUCUGCUCCUGGUCACGUCGUUGCCAGCAGGAACACCAAGUCGUCUGUGUUUGUGCAGUGGGAGGCUCCCAAGCAUCUGAAAAACCUCAUGGGAUAUUACAUCGAUGGCCGUGUUGCCGGAUCCAAGGAGUGGUUCGCUUGUAACCAUAAACCCUUCAAACACACCAGGUUUGUGGUCCAUGGCCUGGUCCAAGGUGAGACCUACGUGUUCCGUGUCCAAGCUGUCAAUGUCUUUGGCCUGAGUGAGGAGUCGCAGGAUUCUUCACCCAUCGCUGUGGAGCCGGCCCUCGCGACUCCCAGUUCUCCCUAUGGAAUCGCCUUGCUGAGCUGUGACGGCUCCUCCAUGACUAUCGCUUGGAAGAGUCCCAAACGCUGCGGUGGCUCCAAGGUCAAUGCCUACUACGUCGACAAGCGCAACGCUGACACUCUGCUCUGGAAGGAAGUGAAUCUGGCCCCCAUCACAGAAAGAGUCUACACUGUUGAUAAUGUGACAGAAGGAACCUUCUACGAGUUUAAGGUCCAGGCUGCAAACAUGGCAGGUGUUGGUGUACCAUCAGCUCCCAGUGUCCCCAUGAAAUGUGAAGCGUGGACCAUGGACGAACCAGGCCCAGCCUAUGACCUGAGCUUCAGUGAGGUCAGAGCACACUCCCUGGUCAUCGUGUGGAAGGCUCCAGUGUACAUCGGAGCGAGCGCCGUCACUGGAUACUUUGUGGACAAGGCCAAAAAGGGCUCAACAGAGUUUGUUACCCUGAACCAGGAGGCUGUGAGUCACCGCUACCUGCAGGUGACUGGUUUGGAGGAAGGAGAAACCUACGUGUUCAGAGUCCGUGCUGUCAAUGCUAACGGUGUGGGAAAAGCUUCUCAGCUCUCUGAGCCGGUCUGUGCCAGAGCUCUUCCAGGCACCACAGAGAUCGUGGCCGGUGUGGACGAGGAAACUGGGGACAUCUUCCUGUCCCUGGAGGCCUGUGAGAUCAGCGAGAUGUCCACGUUCGUGUGGUCAAAGAACUACAAGGCCAUCGGCGACUGCCCCCGAGUCCAAGUGACAUCGAAGGGCAGAACCUCCAGACUGAUUUUCACCAACCCUGAUAAGGACGACCUGGGCAGAUACUCUGUGAUGGUCACCGACACAGAUGGAGUCUCUUCCAGCCACACGCUGACCGAGGACGCCCUGAACACCAUGCUGGAGCUCAGCCAUGCCAUCAGACAUCCAGUUGUUCCUCUGAAACACGGCCUGAACUACGAGGUCCUGGAGAAAGGUCACGUGCGUUUCUGGCUGCAGGCCGUCAAACUGUCGUCCUCCGUGUCCUACAGGUUCAUCGUUAACGACAAGGAAGUCACCAGUGGAGAGGGUCAUAAGAUCAGCCACGAUGUGGCCACAGGAAUCAUCCAGAUGACUGUGGAUCAUUUCACCAGAGCCAACGAGGGCACGUACACCGUCCAGAUCAACGAUGGCAAGGCCAAGACCCAGAGCUCCCUGGUGCUGGUGGGAGAGGUGUUUAAGGUUGCUCUGAGGGAGGCCGAGUUCCAGAGGAAAGAGCACAUCAGGAAGCAAGGUCCACAUUUCUCUGAGUAUCUGUAUUAUACCGUCACUGAGGACUGUACUGUUCUGCUCGCCUGCAAGGUGGCCAACGUGAAAAAGGAGACGACUUUCCACUGGUACAAAGAGGAAGAUGAGAUUGUUCCAGAAACUCCUACCAAUGUCAUGUCGGGGGCCUGUGCACUGCCCAUACCUCUGUUCUCCAGAAAAGAUCAGGGUGUUUACAAGGCCGUGCUCGGUGAUGACAGAGGGAAGGACAUGUCCACGUUCGACAUCUCAGGACAAGUGUUUGAUGACAUCAUCAAUUCCCUGGCCCACAUCGCUGGUGCGUCUGCCUCUGACCUGGUGCUGCAGUGCACUCCGGAGGGCAUCAGGCUGCAGUGCUACAUGAGCUACUACACAGAGGAGAUGAAGACCGUGUGGAAACACAAGGAGACAAAGAUCGCUUCCUCUGAGAAGAUGAGGAUUGGCGGCACGGCGGAGAUGGCCUGGAUGCAGAUCUGUGAUCCAUCUGACAAGGAGAAGGGUCACUACACCAUCGAGAUCUCAGACGGGGUCAAGACUCACACCAGGACCUUUGACCUCUCUGGACAAGGUAGCACAUCUGGAACACAGAGAUAA
This is a messenger RNA of Solea senegalensis (Senegalese sole), 4001 nucleotides long. RefSeq names its product myomesin-2-like. The transcript has 33 exons. The record is from RefSeq and is a predicted model, not a curated record. The coding region runs from base 84 to 4001 and encodes 1305 amino acids. Lineage: Eukaryota; Metazoa; Chordata; Actinopteri; Pleuronectiformes; Soleidae. Gene Ontology annotation, molecular function: protein binding.